AAGAGUUCCAGCUUCAUCACGGAGUUUCUCUCGGUUUGUGGGCUCAUCUAAAGAGAUCAAAUACACAUAAAUAUUCUUUUGUGUCCCAGCUGAUCAGCAGCAGGAGAGUCUGACGGAGGAACAUUUUCAGCCAUUUGGACUCAGCUCAGCCGCUACAGAGGAAACAAUGACUUCAACACAAAAGGACCAACAUGGAGCAAGAAGUCAGCGCUCUCAGGAGGCCGACAAACCUCACAGAAGAACGGGAGAGAAAAUAUACAGCUGUGAUGAGUGUGGGAAGGAUUUUACUCAGAAGACUCACCUAAAACAUCAUCAGUUCAUCCACACUGGGGAGAGACCAUUCAUCUGUGACUUGUGUGGAAAGUCUUUUAGACAGCCUGCAAACUUAAAAAAACACCAAGUCAUCCACAGUGGAGUUAAACCAUACAGCUGUGAUGAGUGUGGUAAAGCUUUUGCUGUCAGAGGCAACUUACGGCGUCAUCAAGUUACCCACUCUGAAACUAAGGCGUACAGCUGCGACAUUUGUGGGAAAACUUUCACUCAUCUAGCAUACCGAAAUACUCACCUACGCAUCCACACUAGACAAGAUGUUUACUGCUGCGAUCAGUGUGGGAAACCGUUUGUGACAUACUACGAAUUACAGCACCACAUGCUUACCCACACUGAGGAGAGACCUUAUAAAUGUGACCUGUGUGAUAAGGCUUUUAAAGAGCCACAUUCCCUGAGAAGACACGAACAGAUCCACAUCAGAAAGAAACUCUACAAGUGCAGUUACUGUGAGAAGCAGAGCGACACAGAUGGAUCCAGUUCUCAACCCUGUCGUCACUGUGGUGGUGGGAAAGCGUUGCGUUGUGACCUUUGUGGAAAAACUUUCAAUAAUGAAAAGAGCCUAAAGCUACAUCAACGCAGACACACUGGAGACAAAAUGAACUACUGCAAAGAAUGUGGGAGAGGCUUCCCCACUCCAAGUGCAUUAAAAGAACAUGAACUCUAUCACAGUGGGGUUAAAAAGCACGUCUGUGACCUGUGUGGGUCAUCCUUCACCACUGCAGAUCAUCUUAAAGUGCAUAAACGAGUCCACACAGGAGAGAAACCAUACAAGUGCAGACACUGUGACAGAAGCUUCUCGUAUUCAGGGAGUCGUAACAAUCAUGAACGUACACACAUUGAAGGGAACUUCAGCUGUGACCAGUGUGACAAGAGCUUCAAGAAUCUCAGUUCAUACUCCACACACAAGCGAUCCCACGCUGUAAAUAAACUGUUUCACUGUUACCAAUGUGCAAAAACAUUCACUUCAUUAUCUGCUCUGCACAAACAUCAGCGUGAUCAUGACAAUGGCUGAAAUCAUUCCUAUCAUCAUAAUGAAUCUGAAGAGACAGACAGUUUUGUUGCAUUUGAAAAGUUUGAUGUGAAAGCUGCUGUCAUUUCUGCUGAAAUCCCUCAUCUGUUAUACAUCAGGUUUCUCUCAAUUUUUCCUUUUUUCCUUUAAUGUUUAUUUGAAUUUUAAUUCUAAAAAUGUUAUCCUUAUUACAUGAUCAUUUUUCCUCCACUUGGAAACAGUAUUUAGUUGUAGUAAUAAUAAUAGUACUAUAAUCAAAGAAAUGUCUCACUGAUCUCUUAAUUGUCUAUGUAUCACAGGCAUUCAAGCUGUAAAUAGUUAUAUCAUUACUUAAAAAGUCAUCUCAGGAUUCAGCUUGAAAACUAAAAACUUGCUGAAAAGCCUUCAGUUAAUCCAAAAUGCUGCAGCAAGAGUCCUGACAGGGACUAGAAAGAGAGAGCAGAUUUCUCCUGUUUUGGCUUCCCUUCAUUGGCUUCCUGUUAAAUCCAGAAUUCAAAGUCCUGCUCCUCACAUACAAGGUCUUAAAUAAUCAGGCCCCAUCUUAUCUUAAUGACCUUGUAGUACCAUAUCACCCUAUUAGAGCACUUCGCUCUCGCACUGCAGGCCUACUUGUUGUUCCUAGAGUAUUUAAAAGUAGAAUGGGAGGCAGAGCCUUCAGUCCUCUAUUUUAAUUCUGGUACAGUCCAAAGAUGCUUUCUGUUAUUGUGGUCCUGUCACCUGCUGACUUGAGAUCAGUUUGCAUAUAUUAAAAACAGACUCCAGACCUUUUUAUUCAUUAGUGGUGUUUAGUUUAGUUUAGUUUAGUUCUGUUUGCUGUUUUCACUGCCUUAAACUGUUGUAAACCUAAACAGGUUUUUAUGUCUUUAUCUUCUGUGUUAAGAAUAUUUAGUUUACAUGUAAUGAAAUGUGUGAUAUAAAUAAAAUUGCCAUUGUCAGAGACGUCUUAAUUCUUCAUGACAGAUUUAACAAGUAGGAGAAUCAUUCCUCAUAACCAGAGAUGUAAGAAAAAUAUCGAUAUGAAAUAUCGAUCGAAAAUCACAAUAUUUUGUUUUAUGAUACUGAAUCGAUAUUCAAAAGCAGUGUUAUUGAUUUUUUAUUGAUAA
This is a messenger RNA of Oreochromis niloticus (Nile tilapia), 2442 nucleotides long. RefSeq names its product zinc finger protein 239-like. Bases 167 to 1342 code for a protein of 391 amino acids. Lineage: Eukaryota; Metazoa; Chordata; Actinopteri; Cichliformes; Cichlidae. Gene Ontology annotation, molecular function: DNA-binding transcription factor activity, RNA polymerase II-specific; RNA polymerase II transcription regulatory region sequence-specific DNA binding. Gene Ontology annotation, biological process: regulation of transcription by RNA polymerase II. The transcript has 4 exons. The record is from RefSeq and is a predicted model, not a curated record. Gene Ontology annotation, cellular component: nucleus.